Molecule: messenger RNA, 991 nt
Organism: Haliotis rubra (blacklip abalone)
Lineage: Eukaryota; Metazoa; Mollusca; Gastropoda; Lepetellida; Haliotidae
Exons: 2
Coding region: 38-826 (262 amino acids)
Source: RefSeq, a predicted model, not a curated record
CACUGGUAGUCAAGCCAAAGAUGGCACAGAGACAAGUAUGGCUCAGUCAGGUGCCAGUGAUUCAGUUAAAAGAGAGGAAAGUCCAAAGAGGCAAACAAUCAACGUAGAAGAGAGCUUCGUGGAGCAUCUCAUGAGCCUGAACGAGAACUACAGGCAGGAGCUGGAGGCCACAAAGAAAGAACUCCGCCUGGAGAGAGAGAGGAACAAACUGAUUGAGAAAGAUCUGAAACACUACCGGGCCGAAUACAACAAUUUCAAACUCAGCUGGACCAUGGACCAGGCUGAGAUCAACGACCUCAAGGCUCGAGUGCAGACAUUGGAUACUUACCAGAGGCAGAUGAAGCGGAUGAACGAUACAAUUACUCGCCUUGAGAGAGAAAAUAACAAAUUGAAGGCUCUCAGCUCUUUAGCUGAUAGACAGAUGCGUGUAAACGAGGAGACGAAAGCAGCAAUGACCCCGAGGGCCCCCUCUCCUCCAGUUGAAAGGCACACACGAAGACGGCCUUACACAGGCAAAACUAGAGAUGCGCACACGACAGCUCUGCCGCCAAUCACCGACAACAACAAGGUUGUCAUGUCUUCCAAGGAAACAAUUACCUCGGAGAAAGAGGGUGGUAACUCUCCAACACGUCUGCCGUCCCUGGGGAGCAUCUGCCCCACUCCACCAUCUCGACCUCCAAGCAGACAACGCAGCAGGACUCCACUCUAUUUCCCGCCAAUCCGUGGAACAUCGUCUGUGAGCAGUAUCCCAUUUGAUCACCAGCCAAAACAGGAGAGUGGGUGGAACUCCAGAGCCUCUGAGAACAGCAAAAUCAGACGUGAAUAAAGAGAAUGGAUGGACAGGGUGUGGCGUGAAUAUGGAAAAUUAUCUUGACCUGACAUUGGCAGAGAAAACUAACAUGGGCAAAAAGGAUGGACGUGAGGGAUGAGUGGAUGAAGAUAUAAAAACUAUAUUUCUCCUCCAAUUGAUAUUCAUUCAUGUCCCAACCCG